UAUAUGUAGAAAGAGAAAAUUGUUGGAGUGAUUGAUGAGUGAGAGAGAGAGAGAAGAGAGAGAAAGUAGCAGCAGAGAUUUUGAGCUUAGCUACAGUCAACGUGCCCCACCGUACCGGAUCUUUGACAACCCUCUUCACUCUCGGCGAACCGCUCGAUAAACCACCGGAAAAUCUCAUUUUCCGACGAUCUCCACCGCCGGAGAAGAUCACAUCUUUGUUUUCAAUUUCCUUCGGCAUUCAUGAAUGUCAGAGGGUUUUGAUACUCUGCGAGACCUUUCUGUCUCUAGAUUCAUCGUCUUUUCUCUCUAGGAAAAGCUUUAUGGAGUAUCUCUUUGUCUAAUUGUCUCUCCUUUUUACCUCCAUUUUUUUAUUCUUAAAAACUUUUUCUCUCUCCCUUUCGUCAACCGUAGGAACUGAAAGAAAGGCUAGAGAGAGAGAGAGUGAAAACGAUUGCUGCUCCUUUCUUUCGUUUCUCAGAAUCGAGAUUUCAGAGGUUUUGUGAUCAAUUCAAGGUAUGACCAAUGUGUUUCGCAUCAUAAAUCUUGGUGAAUCCCUAAUUUUACUGCUCAAUUUUGCAUUGCCAUUUUUGUUUACAAUUGAUGAAAAUGUCAAUGCGCAUGAAGAACGAGGUUUUUCGUCUUGAAAGAUCGUAGUCAUGGGGAGUAAUUUUGUUGUAUUAUUGGUGCUGUCGUUGUUGUUCCACAGUACAUUUGAACAACAGCAACAACCACCAUCAGUUCCAACCAGAUUUAGGGCAGAACGAGCAGCUCUGCUUCAACUCAGAUCAUCAUUAGGGUUAAGAUCACAACAAUGGCCGAUAAAAUCUAUUCCGUGUUUCAAUUGGGUCGGAAUCUCAUGCCAGAACGGUAGUGUUACCGGAAUCAACAUUUCAGGGUUUAAGCGAACACGAGCUGGAAGAAAAAACCCUCAAUUUGCAGUCGAUUCACUUGCGAAUUUAACCAAUUUGGUGUCCUUCAACGCUUCUCGAUUCACUCUACCUGGUUCAAUCCCUAACGGAUUAGGGCUUCAGCUUCAAACGCUUCAAGUUCUUGAUCUUAGAUUCUGUCAAAUCUCCGGUGCAAUUCCUUCUACUCUCGGGAACUUAUCUAAUCUUCAUGAAUUAUAUCUAUCAGAUAACUCUCUCACAGGCACCAUUCCAUCAACUUUAGGUCAAUUAUCGAAUCUUUCAGUUCUUGAUCUGUCCAGAAACUCCCUCACCGGAUUAAUCCCUUCAUCAUUCGGAUCAUUAUCCAAUCUCUCUUCACUCGACAUGUCUCUAAACUACUUAUCAGGAAUCAUCCCAGAAGCUUUCGGCAACCUCCCAAAUCUUUCCUUCCUAAAUCUUUCUGGUAACAGCCUUUCGUCUCCCAUCCCCACACAAUUUGCCAACAUCACCACAUUAACUGUUCUUGAUCUGAGCUCCAAUACCUUCUCCGGAGAACUACCAUCAGAGCUCACAAGAUUAAACAACCUGCAGAGAUUAUCACUCGGGAACAAUUUACUUUCGGGUAACUUAUCAAGCAAUUUGCUUUCACUUCCUAGAUUGAUUUUCCUCGAUGUUUCUGACAACAAUCUCACUGGUUCUUUACCUAAUCUUGAUUUCAACCCUAAUGUCACAUCCGGGAUGUUAAAUCUUUCCCAUAACAUGUUCUAUGGUGGGAUCACUUCCAUUUUAAGAAAAUUCAAUUCAGUGGACCUUUCAUACAAUUACUUCAUGGGAACAGUUCCAAAUUAUGAAAGAUUCACAAUUUUAACAAAAAACUGUCUCAGAAACGCGACAACUCAGCGAACUGUUCGACAAUGUGCAACAUUCUAUUCGCUUAUCGGACUCCCAUUUGACAAUUUCGGCCUCCCGAAUGGCACUCUACCGCCACCGGAAACCGCCAGUAAAACCAACAAACGGUGGAUCAUACUGGCGGCGGUUUUGGGCGGUGUUGGCAUCCUCGUCCUCCUUGCAAUCAUCAUGAUACUGGUGGUUGUAUGUUGCCGGAAAAGACGCGCCGCUAGUCCGAGAAGAACCGGGGUGGGCCCCGCUCCGGCCGCCACCACCGCCGCCGCACCGCCGCCUUCCGGGGUGGAUUUUUCCAGUCUGGGAGAAUCUUUCACUUACCAGCAGAUUGUUGCAGCCACUGGUGAUUUCAGUGAUGAGAAUUUGAUAAAAAAUGGACAUUCGGGUGAUCUUUUUAGGGGUGUUCUUGAAGGUGGGAUACAAAUAAUUGUGAAAAGAUUUGACUUGGAGUCAACAAAAGAUGGGUAUAUGAUGGAAUUGGAUUUAUUUAGCAAGAUUUCACAUCCCCGAUUGGUGCCACUUUUGGGGCAUUGUUUGGAGGGCGAAAAUGGAAAGUUUUUGAUUUAUAAAUACAUGCCAAAUGGCGACUUAUCAGGUGCUUUGUAUAGAAAAAGUGAUUCAGAUGAUGAUAGUUUACAGUCGUUGGAUUGGAUCACAAGAUUGAAGAUUGCAUUAGGGGCAGCUGAAGGACUUUCUUACCUUCAUCAUGAAUGUACUCCACCUCUUGUUCACAGAGAUGUUCAAGCAAGCAGUAUACUUCUUGAUGAUAAAUAUGAGGUGAGAUUAGGGAGUUUAAGUGAAGUUUGUCCUCAAGAAGGAGAAAGUCAUUCAAAUCGUUUCACAAGGAUGCUAAGAUUACCACAGACAUCCGAACAAGGUGCUUCCGGUGUGGGGACCGCGACAUGUGCGUAUGACGUGUACUGUUUUGGGAAAGUAUUGCUUGAGCUAGUAACGGGCAAAAUGGGAAUUAGUGCAACAAAUGAUCCAACAACAAACACAAAAGAUUUACUAGAAACAAUCCUUCCAUACAUCAACAUAUACGAUAAAGAACUUGUGACCAACAUUGUGGACCCCUCGUUAAUCAUAGAUGAAGAUUUGCUCGAAGAGGUGUGGGCCAUGGCGGUGGUGGCUCGAUCUUGUCUCAACCCUAAGCCCGCCAGACGGCCGCUAAUGAGAUACAUUUUGAAAGCUUUGGAGAAUCCAUUGAAGGUGGUGAGAGAAGAAAGUGGAAGCUCCGCUAGGUUGAGGACACCCUCUUCUAGAGGGUCGUGGAAUGCCGCUUUGUUUAGUAGCUGGCGGAAUAGCUCCACCGAGAUGGCGGCGGUAGUGGCGGGGCCGAGUAGUUUGAAACAGUCCGGGACCACCGGGUCUCAGUCUCAGGGAAGCGGCGGCGGAGGUGGUGGUUAUAAUGGUGGUGGUGGUGGUGGGGAUUCGAAGAGGUCGAAGGAUGUGUUUCCUGAGCCGUUGGAUGUGCAAGAUGAGGAGAGAUCCAACGGUGGGUAUUGAUGUGGAUGAUUAUAUAGAAAAGAGAUGAUUUGUUUUUUCUUUUUUUCUUUUUUUAAAUUGGGUAUACAAGAGA
Messenger RNA from Lactuca virosa, 3369 nucleotides. The record is from the annotation of a GenBank genome assembly. Lineage: Eukaryota; Viridiplantae; Streptophyta; Magnoliopsida; Asterales; Asteraceae.